AUGCGGCCACUGCCCUCAACUUCGAGUAGAAACCAGCACCAUGACGACUCCGACACCCUGUCGCAACAAACACCGGUAGCAUCCCUAGAUUGCUUCAUUACUACAGAGGCUGGUAUAAUAGGCGACUAUUCUGGUCAGCGUCCCAUGGAAACCCGCCCGACCUUGCAGAAUCACACGCAGAAACAAGGCGUCAGUCCAACUAUGCCCGCACCUUGUGGUCAUAUUCCAUCAUCUGUGGGCUCGUCUAAUGCAGAACAUGAAAAGUCCUCACGACCCUUAACACCGGUAUUGAGUGAUAACGCGGGCCUUUUUGGUCCUGAUUCGGCAAACAGCACUCCCUCAUCCCCUGGAGGCUUAUCAAGUGUCGCCAUGUCCGAAGACCCUCACAGUCUAUCAGCUAGCUUCUCCGACCUUCCUCUCAGUCACUCGCCACUUCCAGACAUCUCGUCAAGUUCGCCGAGAGCUAUCACGCCUCAGCUUGUGAUGCCUAGCUUAACAGUUCCUCAACGCCGACCGUUUUCAGAGACCGGGAGGUCACUGGGCAAACUCAAGAUCUUAGUGACAGGACGUCAAGGUAUCGGAAAGACAUCUCUCAUCCUCGCAAUCGCCCAAUCAUCUACUCACAUAGUCCAUAUGGACGCCAUGGAUACAGCUUCUACCACUCAAGUCAAGGAUGUGUACGCGAGCACCCGCCCAGUGCCAUGGUGGAGGACAGACCUAGAUCACGGCAUGGCUCGAAGGAGGCAGUCUCUAACCUCAGACGGAGUUUUGGAUAGGAAUAUCUGCUUUGUGGACUGCCCAGAUCGCGAAGUCGAUGUCCAGCAUCAUUCGCCUGCAGUCGAGUACGUCGAGUCCCACCUGGCUCGACUGUUGAAUAAGCCCAUCAACGACACAGAUCUGGGCCCAACUCAUCACGAUCUGGAAUGUAUGCGACACUUGGAGGAUUCAACGAAUGUCAUUCCGCUAUUGGCGCGUGCAGAUGAGCUCUCUACUAAUGGGCGUCUCGCUGCCCAGACCAAAAUUUUGCAGGACAUCCAAGCUGCAGGUCUAAAUUGUUUCUCCUUCUCUGCUCCCGGUGACACCCGGGACUCUCCUCACAUCAAUGCAAUCUCCAGUGCAACAAGGGCCGAUUAUGACACAGUGGAUGCUAGUAUUCUUAUGAGCUCGGAUUACCUGCCACCGCUAGUCCUGACUGACCUCAAUGAUCUCAUCGCGAAGACUCUAUCAAUGGAGGGCAGCACUUGGCUUCGGCACUCUGCAGCAUGCAAAGCAAUCAAGUGGUUGCGGCGGCAAAGACGACAAGGUGGAUUAUCAUACUCCCCCCUUGGUUGCGGGGUGAUGUCUUCCAUUUCUGGCAUCAGCCAUGGCCAGCUUACAAACAGAUCGCAUAACCGACAACACUGGGACCGUAUUGAAAUGUCAAGCUGGGCUGAAGGAUUGCGACAAAGCUUAGCAACAGAGAGGUCUAAUCAAUCCUGGCAGCAUAAUUCGAAGACCAUGUCCUUGACGCAGAGGCAUCUGAAUGUAACAAAACAUCGCCGAGGAUACCCCUCUGCCUCGCGGACCAUGGCUCCUGCGUCGGCAAUGAGUCAUGAAGAUCCUCUCGGGUUGUUACAACUCUGA
Molecule: messenger RNA, 1623 nt
Organism: Pochonia chlamydosporia 170
Lineage: Eukaryota; Fungi; Ascomycota; Sordariomycetes; Hypocreales; Clavicipitaceae
Product: cell division/GTP binding protein
Exons: 5
Coding region: 1-1623 (540 amino acids)
Molecular function (GO): GTP binding
Source: RefSeq, a predicted model, not a curated record